Molecule: messenger RNA, 1125 nt
Organism: Schistosoma haematobium
Lineage: Eukaryota; Metazoa; Platyhelminthes; Trematoda; Strigeidida; Schistosomatidae
Exons: 9
Coding region: 1-1125 (374 amino acids)
Source: RefSeq, a predicted model, not a curated record
AUGAAUGCUUAUUGUUUUACUUAUUUAUUUACUAUAAAUUAUCUAGUUGUUUCAGUUAUUGAACAAAUGACUGAUGCUAGACAAUCUUACUCAAUAGCCAUAAAAAAUAUAUGUCAAUCAUUUAAAGAAAGUGUAGAAAAAGUUGAAAGUAUAAAGAAAGACAGUGACACUAAUAAUAACAAUGAAAUUCUUUAUAAUUUUUGGCAUGUAUUUAUUGAGAAGUUUCAAAAUGAAGCUGAGCUUCAUGAAAAUGUAAUUCAGGAGACUAAAGCAAAAGUUGUGACUCCAUUACAGUGUAUUGUGAAGCAUAGAAGACAACAGAUUUCUCGUUUGAAAGCUUUUCGUACAUCAACAGAUUACACACUUAAGGAAUGUGCUGAAAAGGUUAAUGAGUUACAAAGUAAUUACGCAGAGAUGUAUAGAAUCCACCGUGAGAUACUACAAACUAAAGCUAUAAAAGACUUGCUCAAUGCUCAUAAUUCUUAUGUUCUUCAACUACAUAUGACAAAUGCCAUGAAAGCUUAUUAUCACAAAUUUGUAUUACCACAACUAAUGCAGGAAUUCGAAGGUAUUGUCAGGGAAAACAUCAUUGGAUUUGUUCAAAUUUUUGAAUAUUUUUGCUCAAUUCAUACAAAUAUGUUUGAUCAACUUAUUUGUAACAUUAAUGGUGUUCAACUUAAAGUGAGAGAGGUUUCUCCAGAUUCUGUUGUAUCAGUUAUUGUGCACAAUUUAAACAAAAAUCAAAAUCCAACACACUGGCAGCUCAUUGAAUAUCUUUCACCAGACUGUGAUUGCCCUGAAAUUCUAUGCUCAAAUCAAAUAAUUGUUGAUAAUUUAGUUAAAGUAGAAUUACGAGAUAAAUUCAGUGAAUUAAAACGUCAAUUUGCUGAACUUUCAUCAUUUAUGCAACAAAAUGUAAACAUUGUAGAUACAUUGAAAACAUUGGAAAAGAGAUUUGAUUUUGAUACUCAAACUGAGCAUAUAAACUUGAAUAUGCAUGAUGAUAUUUAUCGUAAAGAGAAUGAAAUACGUAAAGCAAAAAUAGCAUUAGCUGGGAUUGAAGUACAAGAGUCAUCAAAUAGAUAUGCAACACAUCAGGAGAUGCAUUCCCAUAGUAGCCGGUGA